CGGUCCAGCUCAUUUUGCACAACUAGGGACAGACGGAAAGCCACAGCGGGGGCUGCUUUGCCUAUCAAGUGUUUCUGGAGGCCAGAAGAGAAGAGGGGUGUUCCACACCCACACCUCCUCCUACCUCUUUGGAGGAGAGGGAGGACUGAGAUAAGGUGGAGCAGGGUGGGACUGGGGAGAGCCGGUUGGGUGGGAUAGUUCAGGCUCUGGGGAGGUAGGGCUGUACACGAGGAAACGUGGUAAAUCUGGACGCUGUGUUGGAAGGUGUCUGGAUUUGGCUGUUCCUGCUGUGUGUACUCAGGAUGACUUCGCGGGACCAACUGGUGUUGCGUGUGCUGCAGGAGCUGCAGGAAGCGGUGGAAUCCGAGGGCCUGGAGGGGCUCGUGGGUACCGCCAUCGAGGCCAAGCAGGUCUUGUCUUCCUUCACCCUUCCCCAGGGCCGAGAUGGGGGCCCCAGCCCGCAGGUGCUGGAGGUGGACUCCGUGGCCCUGAGCCUGUACCCGGAGGAUGCCCCGCGGAACAUGCUGCCGCUGGCGUGCAAGGGCGAGGGCAGCCUGCUCUUUGAGGCGGCCAGCAUGCUGCUGUGGGGCGACGCGGGGCUCAGUCUGGAGCUGCGCGCGCGCACGGUGGUGGAGAUGCUGCUGCACCGGCAGUACUACCUCCAGGGCAUGAUUGACUCCAAGGUCAUGUUGCAGGCCGUGCGCUACUCCUUGUGCUCGGAGGAGUCUCCUGAGAUGACCAGCCUGCCGUCGGCCACGCUCGAGGCCAUCUUUGAUGCGGACGUCAAGGCCACCUGCUUCCCUAGCAGCUUCUCCAACGUGUGGCACUUGUACGCACUAGCCUCGGUCUUGCAGCGCAACAUCUACUCCAUUUAUCCCAUGCGCAACCUCAAGAUCCGGCCCUACUUUAACCGGGUCAUUCGCCCACGCCGCUGCGACCACGUGCCCUCCACACUGCACAUCAUGUGGGCGGGCCAACCACUCACCAAUCACCUCUUCCGCCACCAGUACUUUGCCCCCGUGGUGGGGAUGGAGGAGGUGGAGGCCGAGAGUGUCACCAGCCUGGUCCCGGCCCGGGCUGCGCUGCCACCUCCGGCCAAGACCCUGGAGCUGCUGAACCACGAGCCGGGCCUUAGCUACUCACACCUCUGUGAGCGCUAUAAUGUCACCAAGAGCACCUUCUACCGCUGGCGGCGACAGUCGCAGGAGCACCGGCUGAAGGUGGCCGCCCGCUUCUCGGCCAAGCACUUCCUGCAGGACAGCUUCCACCGCGGGGGGGUCGUGCCUCUGCAGCAAUUUCUGCAGCGUUUCCCGGACAUCUCCCGCUCCACCUACUACGCCUGGAAGAACGAACUGCUGGGCAUGGGCACGGGCGCCUGCCAGGCUCUGCCCGCCCGGGAGGCGCGCGCCGGGCAGGAGCUGGAGGAAGCGGCUGUGGAGGAGCAGCAGCGGGCGCAGGAGCUGGGCUGCCCCCCGCCGCCGGCCUCGAGCCCUGGGGUGGUCUUCAUGCAGAGGGCCAAGCUCUACCUGGAGCACUGCAUCUCUCUGAACACGCUGGUGCCCUAUCGCUGCUUCAAGCGCAGGUUCCCGGGCAUCUCGCGGUCCACCUACUACAACUGGCGCAGGAAGGCCCUCCGCAGAAACCCCAACUUCAAGCCGGCGCAGGGUCUCGAGGCACCAGGGCCCCCACCAACGGCCUCUCUCUGGGAAGAGCCUCCGUCCCCGGGGAAGCAGGGCGAGGUGGUAGAGGUAGCCACGGAAGUCACGGGUGGGGUGGCCCCUGCACCGCGGAAACGGCUGCCCCCGAGGGCCCCCCGGGCCCGCUGGCAGAGGCGUCUGCGCCGGGCUGCCCGCAAGUUGGUGCAGAACGGGCUCCCUUUCUGCCGCUUCCGCCUCCGCUACCCGAGUCUGUCACCGUCUACCUUUUGGGCUUGGAAGAGCCUUGCCCCCGGCUGGCCACGAAGCCUGUCCAAAUCCCUGCGGGAGGCCCCUGCCCUGGGCAAAGGAGGGGGCCCAGAGGCUAAGGGGAAGCCCAGGAAGGAAGCUAGCUGGUGGGCAGCGACUGCAACGUCGCCAACAGAGGUCCGCCAGGCCGGGCCCUCUCCGAGAGAGGUUCCAAACGAAGUGCUGGGAGGGCCUUCCCAAGAGAGGGCGGUGGCCCAGGACCCACCCCAUGGUGGGUCCUCCUCCAGCUGUCGCAUCGCAUCAGGCGACGGCCAGGUGCUCGUGAUGGACAUGAUCACCACCACGAAGUUCAAGGCCCAGGCCAAGCUGUUCUUGCAGAAGCGCUUCCAGUCCAAGAGCUUCCCCUCCUACAAGGAGUUCAGCGCCCUCUUCCCCUUCACUGCCCGCUCCACCUACUACAUGUGGAAGCGGGCCCUCUACGACGGCCUCACGCUGGUCGAUGGCUGACCGGUGCUGGGGAGACUUCAUUGGGGCUGGCAGGCAGGGACAUGGCCCUCCAGCCAGGAUGCCCUUCGAGCUGGCUCCCACAGGGUUUAUGUUUCCUGGCUUAGGGAAGAGAGAGCCAGAAAUCCGCCACAGGGUUCCUUUCGGGGGAUCAGGUAUGUUUUCUUUUGUUGGUUUACAGUAAUUUGAAUUUUAUAUCACUUUGACCUUUUGUUUGUUUUCCCUUCAGUAGGCAGGCCGGGCCCGUGGCUGGUGUUGGCAGCUGUGAGUGUGUGUGCUGGCAGGGUGGUGGUGGUGGUGGUGAGCUGAAACUGCUCUCUGCUUUGUGGGGUGCAAGGAGUAUUAUGGUGUGGCCAUCUUUGAGGCAGAAUAGAUGCCCUCCAUUCCUUUGGGGGGUCAGCACCCUGUUCACUCCGAUAUUUUCCAGAGGAGCAUUGGGAUUACCAAGUGGGGCAGACUCCCCUUGAGCAGAAGCAAGAGUGUUCAGGAAGAAUCUGGUAACCUGUAAGGGCAGCUCACGGACUGGCAGAGGACAUGGUCUAGGGCAAGGCUAGUGGAAGAACCAGGCCCUCUUUGGGGAGAGAAGACCCCACUGCCCUCUGUAGCUCGGCUGGCUAAUGGGGAGGGACUCUGGCUUUCUGCUGGCCUGUCCCCAUUCUCAGAGAAAAGGGACCCCCAUAAUGGCCAGCAGGGGGCGAGGAUGCUUGAC
Echinops telfairi (small Madagascar hedgehog) is the source of this 3117-nucleotide messenger RNA. RefSeq names its product vertebrae development associated (gene VRTN). Gene Ontology annotation, molecular function: sequence-specific DNA binding. The transcript is spliced from 2 exons. The coding region runs from base 303 to 2411 and encodes 702 amino acids. Lineage: Eukaryota; Metazoa; Chordata; Mammalia; Afrosoricida; Tenrecidae. Gene Ontology annotation, cellular component: chromatin. Gene Ontology annotation, biological process: regulation of transcription by RNA polymerase II. The record is from RefSeq and is a predicted model, not a curated record.